This is a messenger RNA of Pocillopora meandrina, 324 nucleotides long. The record is from the annotation of a GenBank genome assembly. NCBI's taxonomy places the organism in Eukaryota, Metazoa, Cnidaria, Anthozoa, Scleractinia, Pocilloporidae.
AUGCUUGAUCGCGCUAAACGCCUGUUAUCCUCACCGGACCUCUUCUCCAAAGAAUGCUACGAUCUAAGGAAAAUGUUUCUGAAAUCAAAAUAUCCUGUAAAACUUAUUGAUUCCAUUUUUAUGAGAUUUAACGCCUCCCAAGAUCUGAACCAAAGCUGUAUCGAGCCAAUUGACAGCCCUGUAUUAAUAACCUUGCCUUUCAAAGAUCAGAAAUCUGCCGACUCCGUUCGCAAGCAACUAAACGACCUUGGAAAGAAAAUCGAUCGUGUAAUACAACCAGUUUUCACAAGUAAGAAAAUCUCUGAAGAUUUAAAAGUUACGUAA